This is a messenger RNA of Trichomycterus rosablanca, 1059 nucleotides long. RefSeq names its product piggyBac transposable element-derived protein 4-like. The record is from RefSeq and is a predicted model, not a curated record. The transcript has 2 exons. The coding region runs from base 1 to 1059 and encodes 352 amino acids. NCBI's taxonomy places the organism in Eukaryota, Metazoa, Chordata, Actinopteri, Siluriformes, Trichomycteridae.
AUGUACCAUGACCGCUACAAAGAAAUCAUGCGGUAUUUGCGGUUUGACAACAAAGACACCCGUGCUGAACGUGUGAAGACCGACAGAUUCGCUGCAGUUUCGGACAUCUGGCAACGUUUCAUAUGUAACUGUCAUCUGUGUUACGUACCGGGACAACACAUUACUGUCGACGAGCAGCUGUUUCCCACCAAGGUCCGCUGUCCAUUCACGCAGUACAUCUCAACUAAGCCUGAUAAAUUUGGCAUAAAGUUCUGGAUUGCUGCAGACUUGGAGACGAAGUAUAUGUGCAACGCCAUUCCAUAUUUAGUAAAGGACCCCAGUCGUCCCAAGGGUGAAAGACUGUCUGAGAAUGUCGUCAUGAAGCUCAUGGAGCCAUUUCUGGGCAUGGGAAGAACUGUCACCAUGGACAACUUCUUCACAUCUAUGGCACUGGCUAACAGACUGCUGAACCAUAACACAACUCUGCUCGGCACAAUCAACAAAAUUAGACGGGAGAUUCCCCCUCCAGCAAAAAGUGCCAAGGGCCACGCUGAAUUGUCCACACAAGUUUAUAAAUCUGGCAGUGCCACACUGACAGUGUAUGUUCCUAGGAAGAACAAGUUGGUCUGCGUUCUCAGCACCAUGCACCAGCAUGUGCUAGUUGGCGAUGAGCGCAAACGGAAACCAAACACUAUUACAGAUCACAACUCCAUGAAGUGUGGUGUCGACAUAAUGGACCAGAUGGCGUGUGUGUAUACGGUACGUGCAGCCACACGCAGGUGGCCCGUUGUCGUAUUUUACAACAUGCUUGACCUAGCAGCGAUGAACGCAUAUGUGUUGUACAGAGCAUGCACCAGGUCCACCGAAAGCAGAAGAGAUUUUAUACAUGGCCUUGCACUGGAACUUCGGCAGCGUUUUAUGCUGGGAAAGGCUAUGACACAAAAGCAACAUCCCUCGCCUGUUCCUGGAAAAACGACGCAGUGUCAGGUGCAGACGCUCUGCACUAGAAACCGCAGCACAAAACAGUUUGGAGUUUGCAACAAGUACACCUGUCGCAAAUGUAGAACUGAGAAAAACUAG